AUGGAGGAUCAAGGCCACGAUGGGUACCCCGAGGGCUCGUGGGACACAGGCUCUGUAGACGACUCGCUGCUGGGAACCGGCAUAACGACACGCCAUCUAGAAGCAUUCGGUCGAAAAGUCACGUCGACAGCUAGCCAUCUCAUGGGUCCUACGUCUGAUCCCCACUAUCAAAGUGCUUUAACCGACAUCCAUCGCGAACUACGACGACCCGCGCUUCAACGGCGGAUGUUCUCUCUCACCAAAACCUCUCCAACGGACCUCGUACGCUCGAAGCUAUCGACCUCCGAGAUCCAAUCGAGAGCACUUUCUUCUCUUCCCGACGAGCUACUUGCCAACAUACCCGAAGAUAACAGCAGCUAUUCCCUUUUCCAAGGCUUUCAAGCUACUCUCCCCGAAUCAGAACAAGAACAACACAAAUCACAUCAUAGACGAAGUUCGAAACAUCAAAAGUUGAUUGCCGAUGCAGGACCUACGAAAUUACUACCGUCUUCGAAACGCGGUUUGAAAGCUGAGCGGGAACGAAUGAACCACCGACUAGAGAUGAUGGGCAUACGGAAGAACAUGUGCAGUGCCGAGAUACACGAGAUAGAUAACAAGAUCACCAAUUUGAACAACAUGCGGCAAAUAGUGUUGGAUCGUCUGGCCGGUUUGGAGAUGGAUGAGACCGAGCUGGAAAAUCAGAUUGUCGAGCUGGAUGAUAAAAUAGAGGAUAUGGAUGAUGAUGAGGAGGAGGAAGAGGAAGAAGCAGCUACGGCUAAAGCAACGCCAACCUCAGAAACAAACAAAUCUUCAGAGGAUGCAGCUCUUGAUGCGUCGUUCAUGUCCGAAUCUAUAUAUCAGAAGCUACCGACAACGUCACCACGUGGUCGAAAAGUGAGAUCUAUAAGGAAAAAAUCCAUGCCUAUUCUUCAUGAGCAUCUUGCUCCAGGCACUGCGAUGAAGGAAAUUCCAGCGCACAACGAUAUAAUUACCGCUCUCGAUUUUGACUACCCGUUUGGCACAUUAGUCACUGCAGCUUUAGAUGAUACUGUCCGCGUGUGGGAUCUUAGUGCGGGAAGGUGUGUCGGAUUUUUAGAGGGUCACCAUGCCUCGGUUAGGUGUUUGCAGGUCGAAGACAACCUUGUCGCAACAGGAUCCAUGGAUGCGUCCAUCCGUAUCUGGGAUUUGAGCCGCGCUCAACCAAUUCCUCAAACCGAACGCAUCAACAAGUCUGCGAAAGACGAGGAUGCUGAAGAAGGCGAUGGAGCUGAUGACUCGGCCGCAGCAUCGCACACUGCGUCUAACAUGGCCGAUUGCGAGAUCUUUUCUCUAGAAGCUCACGUCGAUGAGGUAACAGCUCUCCAUUUCCGUGGCAACACGCUUAUAUCCGGCUCAGCGGACAAGACCUUGCGCCAAUGGGAUCUCGUCAAGGGACGCUGUGUACAGACAUUAGAUGUCUUAUGGGCAGCUGCUCAAUCAUCGACAUCAGUCCCGACCAGUAGUAGUUCACAAUGGCGUCCAACAGGACGCUUACCAGAUGCAUCGGCAGACUUUGUCGGUGCAGUACAGUUUUUCGACGCCGCUUUGGCCUGUGGCACUGCCGAUGGAAUUAUUCGAUUGUGGGAUCUACGGAGUGGACAAGUGCACCGCAGUCUGAUCGGGCACACCGGUCCUAUUACAUGUCUACAGUUUGAUGACGUGCAUCUGGUUACUGGCAGUUUAGAUCGAAGCGUUCGGAUAUGGGAUCUACGUACAGGAUCAAUUCAUGACGCCUUUGCAUACGACAACCCGAUUACAAGCAUGAUGUUUGACACUCGGCGCAUUGCCUGUGCUGCCGGCGAAGGCGUUGUCAAAGUCUACGACAAGACAGAUGGCCACCACUGGGACUGUGGUGCGGGGGCAGGCGAGGGCAGCGAUAACGCGUCGAUCGUCGAGCGCGUACGAGUUAAGGACGGCUAUCUCGUUGAAGGUCGUAAGGACGGUAUAGUCGGUGUUUGGACUUGUUAG
This is a messenger RNA of Talaromyces marneffei, 1986 nucleotides long. RefSeq lists its product as uncharacterized. The transcript is spliced from 5 exons. Gene Ontology annotation, cellular component: transcription repressor complex; nucleus. The record is from RefSeq and is a predicted model, not a curated record. Lineage: Eukaryota; Fungi; Ascomycota; Eurotiomycetes; Eurotiales; Trichocomaceae. Gene Ontology annotation, biological process: negative regulation of transcription by RNA polymerase II. Bases 1 to 1986 code for a protein of 661 amino acids. Gene Ontology annotation, molecular function: protein binding.